AUGACCACCGUCGGCAGCGGAAAGCACACCUACACGCUGACCUCUGAUUGGGCGAAGAUGCCCGAUGCUCAUCCCCUGGGAGCGGUCAGCGCCCUGGCCAGCGAUUCCGCCGGCAGCAUCUACGCGUUUCACCGCGCGGACCCGCCCGUCGCCAUCUUUGACCGGGAAACCGGCAAUUUCACCGGCGGCUGGGGCAACGGCUCAUUCGUCUACGCCCACGGCUUUUACAUCGAGGACGACAUCGUGUACCUGACCGACCGCGAUACCUCGGUGUGCAUCAUGUAUACGCUCGACGGCAAGCCAAUCCAGAUGCUGGGUCGGUUCCCAAGCCGUGGGACGACGAGAGUGAAACUCGAAAGUUCCAGGAAAUGA
Messenger RNA from Geodia barretti, 372 nucleotides. Lineage: Eukaryota; Metazoa; Porifera; Demospongiae; Tetractinellida; Geodiidae. The record is from the annotation of a GenBank genome assembly.